Molecule: messenger RNA, 2137 nt
Organism: Osmia lignaria (orchard mason bee)
Lineage: Eukaryota; Metazoa; Arthropoda; Insecta; Hymenoptera; Megachilidae
Gene: Vdup1
Product: arrestin family protein Vdup1
Biological process (GO): protein transport
Cellular component (GO): cytoplasm
Source: RefSeq, a predicted model, not a curated record
CAGCCUUAGGAUCCACGGUGGAUCCCAUACCAGAACUUCAUCGACCAUAUCCAUCGACCCAUGUACAGUCUAGUCAGCAAAGCGAGACCAUCUAAUCCGUGUCCACUGUACAAGAAACUGAAGAACGGUUCUCCAUUGGUCGACCAGAGGAAAGUGAGUAAUUUACAUGGUGCUGGAAGUGGAAAGGACGAGUAGGAGGAGGUAGGGGAGCGAAAGUGAACACAACUCCAAGAAUGGGCUGGAAGAGACGGGCUCCUCGAGCCAGCGGCUGAUACUUUUGACGUAGGAGCAUUGCUAUCGACGUUUGCCGUCGAUCCGUCGAUACUUGGUACCUUUUAUUCUCGUCUGGUUGCUCGAAAUUACCAUCGUGCGUGCGUGGAAAAUGAAAGCGAGGCAGGACGCCUGGAGAGGCUACCUGGCACUGUGAGACCAGUUUCAAACGUAUCGUGUGCAAGGUUAUGGGAGUGUGCCAGUGAUUCUCACUGACAUGCAUGCAACAAUUUCGUUCAUCAAUCAUCCUAAAACAUUCUUCACCUGAGCGUCCUUCUACUCGCUGAUCCUCAACAUGACGCGGAAAUUGAGCAAAUUCCUGAUACUCUUCGACAACACAAAUCUUCUGUACUUCCCUGGACACUUUUUGUCCGGUCGGGUACUCAUCGAACUGGACGACGAGGCUUAUGUUUCAGGGCUGCAUUUCCACGUGAUCGGCGAAGGAGUGGUUCGCGUACGGAGCCAACGUGCCGAGAGGGUUUACGAUAAAGAAAACUACAUUGAUUUUCGUAUGAGAUUAUUGGGCGAGCCAGGAGAGGGACCAUCGCUGCUGUCGCCGGGGAUCCAUAGCUUUCCAUUCAAAUUAGGCUUGCCUUUGGGUCUGCCGUCCACUUUCUUGGGUAAACAUGGAUGGGUACAGUAUUACUGCAAGGCCGCUCUCCGGGAACCGGGUGGUCUCACUCACAAGAACCAACAAGUCUUCAUUGUGAUGAAUCCCAUUGAUUUGAAUUUAGAGCAACCAAUUUUGGCGCAACCAGCUAGACAGGAAAUAGAACAGCGUGUCGGGGUAUCCUGUGUCUCCGGAGGGCCAGUAUUUUGCAGAGUGAGCCUCGACAGAGGCGGAUAUGUACCUGGUGAAACUAUCGGUAUUUCAGCGACAGUCAGCAAUCGAAGCAAGGUGACGAUGAAGUCGACUAAAGCGUCCUUGACGGAAACCAUUCAGUACCGGUGUCGGGGUAAAGUGCUGGCAAGUGAGACAAGAGAGUUGGCAAGUGUAUCCCGAGGGAAGAUCCGUCCUGGUGAAGGAGAAGAGUGGUUGAACGAGCAAAUGUACGUCCCUCCUUUGCCUCCCACUAAUCUGCGUGGCUGCAAUCUUAUCAACGUUCUUUAUCACGUCUACUUCGUGAUAAGUCCGAAGAGCUUGGAUAAAGAGAUCAAGUUACAAAUACCAAUCGUCCUGGCGACGUAUCCUUUGAGGCAGGAGGGUGCUCCAGCAGGGACUGCACCGUCGAAAAGGGGGGCACAUUACCCGUCAACCCUGCCAAUAUUUAGACCAUGGUUGGACGACAAGGCUUUCGAGAUACAAGAAUGAACGUUUAAUUAAGUUCGACAGAAACGGUUUUAAUAUACAAAUUUUAAGGAACAUCUGUGGACUUUUGACAGAGAUAAUACGCUUAUAACAAUGCUUGUUCUUUAAAACGAAAGUGGGACUAAAAAUACUUAUCACAUUCACAUUCCAUUUUUUUACUAAAUUUAGAGACUAGGUAGGAAAUAUGAGAAUGUAGGUAUUAAAAAAAUACAAAUGUAGAAGUAAUUUUGUUAAUACUUUGUAAAUGUUACGUUACGAAUGAAAUAUAUUGUAAAAAGUAUUUUUUGAGUAUCUUUAAGUAUAGAUUAGUAAACGGAGUUAUAUCACUUGAACCUGAAAAAUCAAUGAUAUUCUUAAGAAUUUUUUAUUCAGAAAAUUACGAAGUAAAUAGAAAAACUGUUCACCAAAAUGGCGAAUUUUUGACGUUCCCCGUAACCACUGUGAGGCACCUGUAGCUCCGUCAUUUUGCAAAAAAAAGGAAAUACUAAAAUACUAUCGUGUAUAUCGAGACAUGUAUAAUAAAAUGUACAUAUCAGACUUUUUUAUUGACUUCAUGAU